Messenger RNA from Paramecium pentaurelia, 7470 nucleotides. The record is from the annotation of a GenBank genome assembly. Lineage: Eukaryota; Ciliophora; Oligohymenophorea; Peniculida; Parameciidae.
AUGAACUCUUAAAAUAAGUAAGUGAAUUUGGUUUAUUUUCAGUUAACAAGGAAUUUUUGGAAAUGCUUAGGGACUAGGAUCUAAUCUAUUCGGCUCAUCAACAAGUCCAUCAGCACCAAUUUUUAACGCUAGUGGAUAGACAUAGAAUUAAGGUUCUAUAUUUAAUUCAUAGGGUAAUAUGGCUGGAGCUUCAUAAGCAGCAGCAUAGCCCUCAAACCAAAAUAUAUUUGGGAAUACAUAGCCUACUGGAAAUAUAUUUGGUAAUAAUCCCACAAAUAAUAACAAUAUUUUCUCAGGGACAUCAGCAGCAGCCUAACCACCAUAAUAGUAACAACCACUGUUUGGAGGUGCAGCUCCUUAAAUAAAUUAAACAGGAUUAGGUGGUUUAGAUUCUCUUUCAUAAUAACCAUUAGGUGGUUAACCACAUUAAGCAAAUAACAAUUCUACGUCUUUAUUUCCAAACCUAAAUUCCAAUCCAUUUCCCUAAUCUACUCAACCAAAUACAAACUAGUCAAAUGCAUCAAAUCUCACAGGUUUAAGUACCUUUAAUAAUGUCACUUCAACUGGAUUAGGAACGGGAACUACUUAGAGUAAUGGAUUAGGGGUAACAAGUGGAGGAUUGUUUGGAUUAUAACAAAAUAAUGCUUAGCCAUCUUUAAUAAACAAUAAUUAAGUAGCUCCGCAAAAUCAAGCGUCAGCUCCAUUAAACCUCCAAAAUCCAUCAUCAGCUCCUCCUACUUCAAACCCUUUAGGAACAACAGCACAAAGUUCUAAUCAAGCUUAACCUAAUCAAACCUAAGCAAGUCCACUUAGUACUUCAAAUAAUUUAUUUGCUAAUCCAUCUAGCAGUCUUUAAACUUUGUCAUAACCAUAAUAAUAAACAAUAGGGUAAAAUUGGAUUACAUAGCCAGCAGCGCAACCAUUAGGAUAGCCUUCAACCCAAGCAUUAGGAUAACCAUCAACCCAAGCAUUAGGAUAACCAUCAACACAACCAUUAGGAUAACCAUCAGCACAACCUUUAGGAUAACCACCAACACAACCUUUAGGAUAACCAUCAGCACAACCAUUAGGAUAACCACCAGUAUAAUCACUAGGAUAAACAACAGCACAACAAUUAGGAUAAACAUCAGCAUAACCACUUGGAUAACCAUCAUUACAACCACUAGCUCAACCAAUAGGAUAACCCCCAGCACAACCACCAACUCAAUAAUUAACUACCUAAUAACCAAUAACAAUUUAAACUACUCCAAGCAUAAUCUAAAUUGGAGCAUAACCAAGUUAAUAAUAAACAUCUUAAUAGCCUAAAUAAUAAACUUAACCAUAAUAAUAAAGUACACAAUAAUAACCAUUGCUACCAUAAACUACUUAAGUAUCUUAAUAGCAAUCAGUAUCUCAAUAGUAAUCUACAGGUUAAGCAUAGCCUUAGUAAAAAUUAUAAUUACCACUUUCAAAGAAUAGAGAUUUUUAUAAAAUUAUGGAAGUUUUGAAUUGUAGAGAUGAAGUUAAAAUUUAGAAUUUAUUUAAAGAAGACGAAAAUUUAUAUAAAAUAAUGAUAUAAGGAUCUAAUUGGUUCUCUUUUUCUGAUAAUAAAAUCUAACUUUAAUCAGAUACUCCUUUUGAUUAAGAAAUUAGAACUAAAUGCUUUGAUAACAAAAUUAAAAGUGAAGUCUAUUAUGUUUUAAAAGAUAGUUUGUAAGCAUCAAGAGUUAAGAUAUUGAACGAUCAAUUCUAAAGAAAAUAGAAAGCACCAGAAAAAAGCAAAUUUUUUGAUAAUGAAAUUAAAAAGUUUUAGCAUAUAUUUUUUAAUCAUUAUGCUGAAUAAAGAUCUUAAUUGGUUGCAGGAUUAAAAUUAAUGCUUGUUAAUUUAAUAAACGAUGAGGAAAUUGGUAAACCUUCAAAAUAAUUAAAUGAUAUGUUUAAGAAGGGUCUUUUAGAAGGAUUAGCUAAUUCAUUUUUAAAUGUACCUGUAGCCUUGAAUUUCUAUUUAAAAUAGGAAUACUUUUCAGAAGAAUAUACUUUUUAGACAUUUUAACAUUUUGUAUCAGAAUAAACAUAAAUCCUUGAGAUAUUCACAAUUUUAUAAAGUUAUUUUUAAAUUGAUAGAUUUGAAGAUGUAUAUAUAAAACCAGCCUAGAAAUUAAUAGAUAAUAUGAAAAGUACUCAAUUUCUAGGAUUAUUCCAUAAAAAUGAACAUCUAGUAUUCUAAGAGUAUGGUCCUUUGUCAGCUAAAUUAUAAGAGGAAUAUAAAAAGAUAGCAUUUAUUUUUGUUUUAUCUUAAUGCAUUAGGCCUCUAUAUUAUUGGAGAGAGACUGAUUUAGAAGAAUAUGAUCUUCCACCUUUAUGGAUUAAUAAGGUUGAAGCAAUAAAAUUUAUGUAGCCAGAUAAUAUUUAAAAGAUUUUUUAGAUUGCAAUUUUUUUGUAAGAAGGUAAGGAUAUUUAAAAUUAGAAUGAUUACGAAAUUAGUUUAAGAUAUUUUGAAGAAGUUCUUAGAGUAUUAGAGAAUGCAUCAAUAAAUAGUCAUUUUUGGAGUUGUGUAUGUACUUGUAUUUAUCAAUGGAUAAGAUUUUACAAGAAUAAAUAUUAAGAAGAUGAAUAUGAUGAUGAAGUUGAACUCUUAUCAAAGAUAUUUUCAAUUCUUUUAUAAUUACCUAAACUAUGGUUUAUGUUUAGUGAAUCUGUAAAAUAAAAUGAAUCAGCUGAAUAAAUUAUAUUUGAUAGAUUAAAUAAAUUGAAAGUGUUUCGUAAAAUUAAUUAGCCUGAGACAUUAGAUUUAAUGUCAGAUGAUCACAAUUAAUUUUAAAGUUUACACAAUAUGAUAAGAGAUUUUUCUGAAGGUAAAUUGACAAAUAAUUUAUAUAAAUCAUCUGAUUUCUUAGGUAAAAGUAAUAGAGCUUCUAUGGAUUAUUAUAAUGAAUAAAAUAAAUUAAAAAAUAAGACAUUGUCUAUGGGUAUAGAUAAUUUAGGAGUGAGUGUUUAUAAAUUUAAGCAUGCAAUUAAAUUUAUUAAGGGAGAAGUAAAAAAAUCAGCUAAUUCAAUUAAAAGAAUAGCUUUAUUGUGUAGUUCAAAUAACAUAAAUAGAUAAAUACUUAAAGUAACAUCAGAAUGUUCAAGAUUAAUUGAUUUAAUAAUUGAUACUCAUAAAGAAGAGGAGAAAGCUAUUUAAUUAAUAAAUAAUUUAUUAACAAUAGGUUCAGAAGCUGUUUAGAUUAUAAAUUAUAUAUUAGAAGAUCCUAUUCUUUAAAAAGAAAUGGCUGAAGAGAUAAAUAAAUUGUCUACUAAUGAAUAAUAAAUUUAGAGACAAUAAGGAUUUUCUUAUCAUCCUUUAUUUGAGUUGUUUCAUAUAGCAAGGAAAUGUCAAGCUUCUUAUUAAUUCAAGGUGAAAUAAGUUAUUAGAAUCCAUUUGAAUUAUGCUUAAUUAUGUAGUGCAAUAAUAGGAUAAGAUAAUCCUUUGCAAUUAUUUGAAUAAUAAAAUAGUAAUCAUUAUUAUUAAUCAACAUAACAUACAUUUGUGAAAAAUACUCUUGAGACCUUUUUAAGAUUUUAAUUAUAAGAAUGGAAAAUCUUUGAGGAAGAUAAGAUGGAAGUCACUAUUGAAUAUUAGGCAAGUAUGUAUUUAGCAUUGUAGAAGAUCUUAAAGAAAUUUUUAUUUUAUCAUACUAAAGAAUACAAAGAGACAUAAUUACAUAAUCUAAUCAAAUAAUAAUUGAAUGAAAUUAAUAGUUAAUUAAUUCUUGAAUUUUUAUUAACUAAUUUAGAUGUUACUUUAACAGAUUCUUUUUUUGAAGAUAUUGGAUAAAAAUAAUUAUCUAAUAAUAUUAAUAUGAUUGGAAUUAAAAAUAAAUUAUAUGAAUAAGUAAGAAAUUUUGAUAAAUUAAAAUAUCAUGUUACUUCAUUAUUAAUUAAUUUACUUGAUUGUUGGAAUACUCUUAUUGAUUUAUAUUCAAUCUAUGAUGAAACUUUUAGUAAUAAUUUAUAAUUAAUUAAAUAAUUACAUUAGUUUUUUUAAGAAGAAUAAUAUUUUUUAUAAUAGAUAGUUAGUACAUAUCAUUAAGAUAUUAAUGGUUAUGUCAAUAAUAGAGUAAAAUUGAAUUUUAUACAUUCUAUUUUGGGUCUAUUGAAUACAAUAAGUGAACCAUAAAGUAUUUGUUUAGAUCCUCCUGAUGUUGAAGAUAUGGAAUAAUUGACGUUUAAAUCAAUAUAUGAAGAUAUGAAAUUUAAAAAUUAUCAUUAAAUAUUAGAAAGGAAUUUACCAUAACAAAGUACAAUAUUUACAAGUGCUUUACGUUUGUUAUCGAAACCAUUACUGAAUUAUAAUUUGGAAUAGAGUAUAACAACAAUAGAAACAGAAGAAAAUUAAUUAUUAAAUAAGAGAAUACAUUAUCAUCAUUUAAUAUUUUAGAGUCUUCACACUAUUUUAAAUAGAUUAGAUAAGAGAUGUUAUUUAAUUGAAAAAUAAGAAAUAUUGGAAUUUUUAAUUAUAAGUCUAGAAAAUAAUUAAUCAUUUAUGCAAUAUGUACUCAAAUCAUAAAAUCCAAAUCUAAGUUCAGGAAUUAAAUAUAUAUUAGAAUUGUUACAAAAUAUAUUGGGAUAUGAUGAUGAUUUAGAAUAAGAUUAUAAAAUUCCAAUGUUGGUUUUAGUAUUCCUACAUUAAAUUUUGUGUGUAAAUUAAUCUAGAUAUUAAUCAUUUGCAAAAGAAUGUAGAACUACUUAUGCUUCUUUAAUGCUUAAAUUAUGUAGAGAAGUUUAAAUUUGUUUAAAUAAAAGAUGUGAAAAAUUAACUAAAUUUUUAUCAAAUAAGAAUGCUAAAAUAUAUAUUACCAGAGAAACAGGAUCAGCAAUAGAAUAAUGUGUAUUUGAGAAUUGUGUAUUAGAUGCAAUAGAAGAAUUAGUUAUGUUAGAGUACUUUUUAAAAUUGCUUAUAAAUGAAAUGAAAUAAGAAUCAAAAGAAACAACAAAAGCAUUUGGUGAAUUAAUAAAAUUAAUGUUUUAGAAACACUUUAUAAGAGAAUGGUAUCUGUUAUUAAUCCAAUUCAGUGAUCAUGUUGAAUUUGCAAAAUUCUUAAAACGUACACCUAUAAUAAAAAGUAAUACAGUUUUCAAUUAUUUAUCAAAUUACAUUUAUAGUUAUGGUCGUGACUUUUAAAUUGAUAGUAAUACUGUUAAUUAUAUUGGUGGUAAUGCAAUUGCAAUAUAAAAAUCUAAUAUUAUGGCUUCAUGGUUUACUUAAUUAUUAUCUACAUUUAAUCAAUUAUCUUAGUUUGUUUAAUUCUUUUUUUCAAUAGGUUUGACAGGAUCUCCUUUUAGUGACAAUUAUUAAAAAGAUUUAUAUGAAGAGAUAGAACUUGGAGAUUCAAUAUUUUCUCCUAAUAAUGGAAAGAAUAUUAUAGAAGGAGGAGUAGUAAAACUAUUUGGUUAAGAAGAUAAUUAAUAUAGUGAAACUGAAUAUGUAUUUAAUGCUGGAUUAUAUUUCUUAUAAAAAGGAAGUUAAAGUCUUUAUGCUUUGGAUACAUCUAAAAUCCAUGAAGAAUUAAUCAUACCAGCCAUAGAAAUACUUAAUCAAAUAUGUUGGUAUAGUCAAUAAGUAGUAUGCAAAUAUAAAAAUAUGAAUGCUAAUAAAGAAAUUUAAUUAAUGACAUAUGAAAAGCUUAACACUAUGAGUAAACAUUAAAUUGUCUUUUUUAAGAGAAUUUUGGAAAUGAAAUCUGUUUGCAAUAAUGAAUACAAAGGAAAAUAUAGGUAAGUGUUGUUUACAUGUUUUCAUUCUAUGUUAUUAAUCUUAUAAAGUGUGAAAGAAAAUGAAUUAUAAGAACCUUAAGAAUUGGUUUAAGUAUUUCAUUAUUUCAUAUUGUAAAUUGAUUUCAAUGAUCCAAAUUGUAAAGAACUUAUAGGAUAAUUAUCUUAAAUUCUAUCAGUUAUAUUAAAUGUUUAUCCAGCAAAUCCAGAAUUGUUAGAUAAACCUAAUGAAGGAUUUUAUGACAUUAUCAAUUUACAAUUAGAAGCAUUAAAGAAUUAAAAUAAUUCUAAGAUAUUCUAAUCUAUAAUCUAAUGUUGGAUAGAUAUAAUCACAUUUAAUAUAACAAAUAAAAUAGAUGUAAGAUAUUUAAAAUAACUAACAUUCAUUGCAGAUGAAUAAAUCUAUAAUUCUAAUGAAAAUGGAUAAUAUAAUCAUAAACAUUCUAUGUGGUGUCAUGUACUUGUAUUAGUUAGAGAAUUAUUAGCUUAUGAUCAAACCUAAUGUAGAUCAAUAUUAGAAUUUAUGACUUCUCAUGAAUAAAGAAUACAUUCUGCAAUUAUUUAAAUUGAUCAAACUUAAUAAUAUUAGUCUCUUAGACAAUUUACAGAUGUUACUGGAUUAACACUUAAACAUAUUUAAACUUAUUAAUAAAGUUAUAUGUUAUUUUUUGAAUUGUCUUAAAUAACUUAAUUCCUUCUUGAAUUUAUUUUAUGUAAAAAUAUGAGAUUACAAUUUAAAAGACAAUUAGAUAAAAUUAUCUAUACAUUUAUGGGAUAAUAUAGUUAGCAAUUAGGAUAUCAUAAAAAACUUAAAUCAUUUUUCCAAAGUUUUAAACCAUAUACUUUACUUGAAACAAAACUUAAUUAAUUGUUUGCAAAACCUGAAUCAAUUAAAAAUUCUGAUUAUUUUUCAAUAUCCUAAUCUGCUUAAAUUAUGAAAUAAAAUUAAACUUUCUCUCCUCAUCGAACAACUCAAAGAGAUUAAACAUCUAAUUUUGAUGGAAAAUCUACAUAAGGUGGUGGAUAAAAAUUCAAUCUAAAAAGAGAUGUAGAUAAUAUAUCCUUAUUUUAAUACAUAUGUUUAAUUGAAUAUUUAAGAUUCUGUCGUUUUAGUAUUUAAGGUAUUGCAGCUUCUAUGAAUAUUUUUGAAGUGGAUCGUAAUUUCUAAUUGGAAGAUAAUGUUUGGAAUAGUUUUGGUAAUAAUAUAUAGAAUUUCAUACAAUUCAAUUUUGAUGCUUUUGCAAAUCUAUCCUAAUCUGAAUAUAUUAAUAAUUUGAUUAAAAUGCAUUAAUGGCUUUUAGGUAAUUAUGAUUUUCAAAUUUAAUAUAAUGGACUAUAAUAAUAAUGUAUAUAUCCAAGUAAUUCUAUAUUUUAUAUAUUAAUAGCAAAUAGAGAUGAAUUAUUAUAAAUGUUUAUUCAAAACAUCAUUUAUGGUUUCUGUACUGAAUUACAAUAUUUAUAAUUGAGAGAAGUUCAUAGAAAGAUUAAUUUUAUCAAAGAUUCUUAUAAUAUUGAAAUUAAUUUAACAAAGGAAUUAAGUAUUAUAAUUAUAAUAUUUAAGGUAAAUAUGCUGAAACAUUAAAACCUAUUCAAUUUGUAAAAUAGAUGGAAGCAUAAGAUCUAUUAAAUGAAGUAUUAUCUUUUGGAGAAUAUCCAAUUAAUGAAGCAAAUGAUAGCUAUUUUAAUAGAUGGAAAACUAAAUUUGAUGAAAAGAGUGCAGAAUAUAAAAAAAUAUGA